Molecule: messenger RNA, 6449 nt
Organism: Caenorhabditis sp. 36 PRJEB53466
Lineage: Eukaryota; Metazoa; Nematoda; Chromadorea; Rhabditida; Rhabditidae
Source: the annotation of a GenBank genome assembly
AUGUUUUAUGCCGACUUCGUUCUAUCGAAAAAAGGCCCCCUUUCGAAGGUGUGGCUUGCCGCUCACUGGGAGAAAAAAUUGUCGAAAGCACAAAUCUUCGAAACCGACGUCGAUGAAGCCGUCAGCGAAAUCAUGCAGCCGUCGGUGAGCAAAUAUUUGUGGCGGAAAAAUCGAUAAAUACAUAUUUUUGCAGCAAAAACUCGCCCUCCGUACGACGGGACACUUGCUCGUAGGAAUCUGCAGAGUCUAUUCGAGAAAGACCAAGUACCUGCUCGCCGACUGCAACGAAGCCUUCCUCAAGAUCAAGCUCGCCUUCCGCUCCGGAAUUCUCGACGCGCCGAAUCCCGUCAAACCGACUUUCAACAUUCAAGACGUGAGUUCUCUUCAAUUCUGCGUGUUCCUCAGCGUUAAAAAAAAAACAAGAAUUACUAUGUAUUCUGCGCGCUAACUUUCGCCAGAAAUUGUGAUUUUCUAGAACGUUAAAAGAAUCGUGCGCUUUCGAAGCAAUUCUUGAUCAAAACCCACGUGCCUAAGACCGGGCCAACGUGUCUGUUCGACGAGGGUCGGACCCGUUGCAACGGUUAGCGCAUCUGCUUCUGUUUCAGAAAUUUCAGAAAGGAAAAAAAACGUGUUGUCCCCAAGCCACUUGAAACAAUUAUUACCCAAUCUGACUUGCAGAUCUACGGAGACUUCGGAGACAAUGUCCUCCCAGAGUUCGACGAUGAAGAGCUCAACCACGCACCAAUCUGUCAGAGCCGCAUCGAUGAUAUCACUCUGAAGGAGGACAUUCCGCAGAGAUUCGACUUCAACAACGGAGGCAUGCUCGAAGUGAGUAAAAUCAGUAAUAACAGUUACUAAUGGUUCCUCCUUCAGGACGAUGACUUCGGAGAAAUCGCCGCCGGUGUUCAGCCAGAGGAUUACUUCCGUCUGAUGGAGGACUGCAACAGAAUGGAUCUCGAGAUGGAGAUGGAGCGGAACGCCACGUCGACCAGCACCAGCUUGUUCGGACGCGAGCGCGAGUCGACUCCGUUCCUCACCGAUGCUCAUGCCUCGGGAAACGCGAUCUUCGGAGACGAUGACCUUGGAGGCAGCUCGCAUCACGACGAUGAGAUGGACGACCGCGACGUUCAGGGAUCUUCGGGCAUGAAUCACACCAACGACAACUACCCGAUUGAGGAUAUGGACUACGACAAUCCGAUCGGCAACAACAGCACGAUGCUCGACCGCUCGAUGACUCCGCUCCGUUCCGAAACUCCGCUCCGUAGCGAGACUCCGAUGUCGUUCCGUGCUCCCAGUCCGACUCUCUCGAUCAACCCGUCUGUGGCGGCGAUGGAACAGGACACGGUCGAGUCGUACUACGCGCGCCAGGCUCAAAAGAAAGCGGCUAAAGUGACGAAGAAAAAGGGCAUGGACGAGAACAUCAUUAUCACCGGAGAAGAAAUGAAGUCGAACAUGGCUGAUCACAGGUGAGAGAGAUGACGUGGAAAAGCAGAGACAUCAAUCUUCUGGGUCAUGAAUACAGUAAAUGACGUGAUUUAAGUUUAGUAGAGGGUGUAAAAUGACGUCUCGGCUUGAGAGGAAACAAUGCUGUUACACAUGAGUCAUCAAGAGAACCAUUGACUGUUGGUUUGUUUCAGAUUUGUGAGGGACUGAAAAGAAACGAUGCCCUUGGAAACGUGGCACAAAACAAUUAAAAAAACAUCUCUCUGAAACGUUCCGUGGCCGUGGCCUAGGAAAUUCAGGUGUCGAAACUUCCCUGCCGGCAAUAUGACGAACUUGCAUUUUGACGGGCGGCUGAUUUGUGUGAAUGUUUGGCAACGUCUGAAGAUUGUGUCAAAUGCACUAUCCGAGUUUAUAAAAACUUUAUUGUCUAUGGAUGUACCGGGCGGAUGUUUAGCCCUUGAUUUACAAAGUACCUGUGCAUUUCGGAUAGACCCACGUGAUUCUUCUCUAGUGCAUUUACAUCCAGCGAUAUGUGUGGCUAUUCUGAAUCUUAUGAAACUUUUACUAUUCAGCGACACUCUGACUCGUCUCGAUCUGGCGCCGCCAACAAAGACGCUGACAAAACUGAAGAGACGUUCGAUGGGCGAGCAUCUUCUCCGUUUUCCGGCCUUGUUCUCGAACAUUAGAGGAAAACCGUAUCUGGAGGUGAGGACACAACUACUUCCCACUUUCAAAUAAAACUUUUUUGUUUCAGUACUACCGUGAUGCGAUGUCGGCAAAGGUCCAAAUUCCAAACACUGAAGACUCGAAGGACUGGAUCAUUGAGGCGGUCGGACUUCGCGAGAUUGGAGAGGCUGAGAUGCAGCAGCAGCAACAAGAGAUGAAUCUCCACGUCCAGGUUGGUGGAACAUCCUACGUUCGGGAGUUAAUCAAUCUGAGGACUUGCUUCGGGUUGCGGACUAGAAAUAUUUGCCUCGGCGCCAUCCCAAGCGUAAUCAAAGAUUUUGUCCAGAAUUCACAGAAAAGUGGUGCUACUAGAGUUUUAAUUGGUACCCAACUUGUCGCAUUAAGGCGGCUCAAUUCUUUUCCAAUUCCCUUGACGACUCUUAGACGUCUCUAAACCAGGCAUUUCAAAACCGUCGGAAACAGUUCAAUUAUUGUUGUUGUUUAGCGAGUAUCCAAAGUUGUUUCUUGAAACCCUUGACGCCAACGUUUAAUGUUGUUUUUCUAUUCACCGUUUCUGACGACUGUAUUCAGACACAAUCAAUUUUAUUAUCCCCCAAUGUCUCUGAAUCUCGUGAAGCCCAAUAACUUGCCGAAACUUUAUCUUCUAUGGAUCGAUGUGUCCUGAUAUUUGCCCCCGGUCUUUUUUGGUAGUAGAAUACGAAUUUCAUGUUUAGAAGUUUCUACAGUACUCAGAAAUAUACGCUAUAGUGCAAAAUCGGUCCAUUUGGUAACACUUUCGGCAUCGCGUCGGACUUAUUGAACAAGAAGAUAACGGCAUACCACAGUGACUUGAAAUCCAGUUCUAUGCAUAGUUUUUGCUCCUGGUCCCUUAUGUCUUUCUAAACCUAGCAGCUAAUGAAUAUCCAGAAGAUGGUCACUCAAUUAGUGCUCGCGUGUCGCAAUAUUAUUUCUGUAACAAAAACUGUUGCGCGAUACCCGCCGGUGCUUUUAGGUGCUCUAUUGAGCCUGCCGCGUGUCAUCCGGCACCUCUGUUGCGUAAGGUGUCGCCGAAACAUGCAUUAGUCGUCCCCCGCGGUGAGGAAGACACCGCCGUCGUACAAGGUGUGAUAUUACCGUACUUAUUUACGCGUGACGAUCACCAUCCCGGUGAGCUGCGCAAUUAUAGUUUUGUGUGGUGCACACAUGCAUUGCGCAAUCCGACCCUCUGAUGAAGAACAAUGGAAGCUGUGCACGCUUGAAUAGGAAUGGCUCAUGGUUUAUGAGUCUCGGACAUUAGUCAUAAAAUUAGGCAAUAUGAGAAAGCAAGGUGGUUUGAUGGUGUGCAGGUCGAUGCUCACUCACCUGUAACACGACACGAUUACGGUUUCAUUCAAACGUCGGCUCUAGUAAUGAAAAUCUGAAAGUCCCUUUGCUCGAAAAAAAGCACCGAUUCUAACACCAGAAUAAUAACAGUACCCUUCCUUUCGUCGACCGUCUGUCAGCGGCACAUCUUCAAAAGUGGGUGCAAAACGAUUAAACACUUAAUUGUAUGUCAAUCCAGUACUUGAGUACCGGAACAUAUGUUCGGCCAACCUCUCGAGCCCCCCAUAUGGAACAUCCCUCUUCUUGACUGCCUUGCUUCCAAGCUGGUGCUACCUGUCCGUUGCGGUUACCACUACUACGAUAGGAUUAUCGUCUCAGAAAGGCAACGCGCGUUGUUGUGUGUUGAGAGACUGACUGGACUGUGUCAAGUGCAAAAUGGUGACACAGUUUUCUUGUCGCUGUGAUGACUAGUAUCGGCUGACUGUGUGCGUGGUAACCGCGUAUCCACUGGCGCGUUAUAAAGCCGCCACCGUAAUCUGCUUAGCACAUCCGAGUUGUUGGCUGUAGAAAUGGGAAUGAGAGAGAAGACAAAAACGUAUUAGAAGGGCAGGAUUUGGAAAAAAGUCAACUUUUUGUUUCAGGAGGAUCCCAUGUUCGCUGAUGACUUCGAUAUGCCGCCUGUCGACAUGGAUGCCAUGGAUCACUUUGAUAUCGACAUGCCACAUCACCAGAUUGAUGACAUCGGCAUGAACAUGGAUGAUGACGUCCCGCAGCACAAUCCACUCUCGCCAUUCGCCACGAUCGCCGAGGAUGAGGAGUUGUCGCCGAGCGACAAGCGCAAGAAGCGAGAUGUAGGUCCCUCGAGCCAAAAGUUUCCCUAGAAUCCCUAUCAUGACAUUAACAUACUUCUUUCGUGAUGCCGCCGCCAAAAAAACCAUGCAUUCCGGCAUUAUGCAUUACCAGAGUGCAAACAACCUCUGGAGGGGGGAAGUAACAAAAGAAAUGUGGUCCAUGAGAAUGUCCGACCCCAAGACCCUUCUCUCUUCCCGAACCGACUCUCUUUGUUGUAGCCGCCGGGCUAUUGUCAUGGCGGUUGGUGGCGAAAGACUGUCUUAUUGAUAUGCAGGAAAAAACCAUGCAUUUGAUUACCCAAUGACCGCAGACUAUAACAUUGACGGUUUCAGGAGGAGAAGGACGAGCCGGAAGUGGACGACGAGAACCGCUGGUCGAAGAGAACUCACGCGCUUCUGCAGACCAUCGCCACGAAGAUCACAAACUCGGACGAUGGAGCGGUAGGUUAAAUCUGAGAAAAAAAAUGGGAAAGGGAAAAGGAGAAGUGUAACUGUCACCGCAUGAGUGAUGGGCAUGAUAGGUAUUUCCUGAGAAACCAAAAAGAAAGCACUUUUCGUCUCGUUUUGUUGCCCUUGAAUGUGUAAUCAUAGGUGUUCAUGUUCCCAUCCAUCACAUCAGCAAUUGAUGAUGGCGCCCCCUCCAUCGCAACCGCCCUCACCUCACACAAACUUUUCAAAAAAAAAUCCCCCCACAAGGAAUUUGAAAUCCCGACUGUUUCAAUCUUGGUUUUGGGAGUGCGGAUUGGGGGAGAGGGCAUCUCGUAGUCGUCGUGUGAAGUGUGAACAUAUGAUGUGCGGUGAAGUGGACGCAAUAGCACUACUGACAAGGACACAUAACUGCCUAUGAAGUAGGUACAUAAGAAAGUGUCUAAGGAUGGAAUAGAAAGAGAGAGAGAGAGGAAAAGAGAGAGAGAGAGUGAGAAGGGCUGCAUGUUUCGAGAAGAUUAGUGGUAGUAGUGGUCAAGAAGGUCUUGUGUCUCGGAAGGAGUCCUCCUCGAACCAAUCCGGAUGAUAAAUCCGCUUGAACUCUUUAAAGUGUCCGUAAGAAACCAACCACUUCACAUCAUUUUAUCCAGACACUGUCUGUUCGGUUCUGGAAUGGAAAUGAAAUGAAAUGAAAUGAAAACGAGGUCAAAAUAUUUGCUUUUUCAUAAGUGACUUUUACACGUCUAACCGGAAAUCUUGAAAUGCCUUCAUUCUCCCCUUCAUUCACUGUUUCGCAACUGAGACGACCAACGAGACUAGGUUAAUUUGAACUCAUGACCUUCUGACUGACUCCUCGGAUGGUUAGACACUGUAUUGACGGGGAAAAGACAGUGCCAUUAUAACCUCUUGAUGUCCUUUUCUGGUCUUGGAGGUCGUCGCACUUCUUAUUUUUUCUCGAGUAGGCACACCGACUCCGAGUAUUCUCUCCAAAUUGUCCGAGUAGUAAUUUGACAUUGUUGCGGUCAGGUCUCGGAACACUUCUUUUUUGGAGGGGAAAAGUAUUAGUAAUACUUUCUGGACAAGACAAACGUUAGGCGGCCCGGAUUAGUCAUAGAGAAAGUCCCCCACCCUAACAAGUGAAAGCAUGAAAGAUACGGUAUGAGCAGAAGGCUUGACACACACACGGUUCUCAAGUGUCGGAAAGUGAUAAAUUAUGCUUUUACGCAACUCGAACAUAAUGUUAAGUAUGUGUCACAACAGUCUGUUCGGUGCCAUAUGUUGCCACCAUUUCUUCACGUGGAAGUGUUGCGCAACCCCUUCCAAAUCCGAUUCUUUAGUAGUACUUGGUCGGUUGCCAAUGUCUUCUUCGCUCAGCCAAAACCGCUGUCAAACUAACAAAGCUUCACCCUGGUCAUCACUUAGCGUAUGCGCAUACAUGAAUACCGGGAGACGCCGUGUAUACGCGCAUGCCUGUGACUUUGAUCCGACAUGAAUAGGUGUGCUGAUUGGUAAACUUUGAAAAUUGAAAUGAAUAGAGUGAUUAUUGGCGGACAAAUGAACUAUUUUCAGAUUGAACUAGACGAUCUGAUGAAGAAGAACACGACUCGCAAGGUGGCGGCCGCCAAGUUCUACUCGCUUCUGUGCCUCAAGAAAAACCAGUGUGUGGACGUGAUUCAAACAGAGCCCUACGGAGAUAUCAGCAUCAAAGCGGGUCCGAAUAUCGAUGUGAACACGAUCUAA